AGACGCGCAGUCGACCUAAAAUGUAUCGGACUUUUCAAAGUUUUGGGCAGAAAUCAUGGAUUUUAGUCAUUCAUCCAUCUGCAAUUUUCAUUCCUACAUGAGUAGAAAGUUUCGGUCACUGAAAAAAUUUAUACGGAAAAAUAUUACUAUUAUAUGCAUGUUCAUGGGAAUUCUGCUGGGUAUUGCAUUGGGUGCAAUUUUAAAGGUUUUCCCUGUUCCUGAGUCUGUUCUCUUGUGGAUAGGCCUACCUGGUGAACUGUUCAUCAGGUCGCUGAAUUUUGCGGUGAUACCUCUCCUUACGGGCAAUAUAAUCACCAUGUCAUCUAAAUUAAAACCCUCUGUCCAAGGUAAAAUGGCUAUACUCGCCUUGAGUUACUGUGUUGGCUUGAAUAUUGUUGCGUCUUUUCUUGGCUUGGGCAUUACGUCACUUAUCAAUCCAGGAGGCAGAUUUAUGUCCAACUCCAUAUCAUCUCAAACCAGUUCCGAAGAUCGUAAUAAAGUUGAGAUAUCUGAUGUAUUCAUGGAUUUUUUCAGGAAUAUGGUUCCUGAUAAUUUUGUCAAAAUGUUUCUGUAUUCAACGGCAACCGUUUACAAGCCAUCUGGAUCUUCGAAUACAUCUACUCCUGAUUCAAUAAACAAUAUAACAAUUAUAAAUUAUGAACGAGUAGUAGGAACUACACCACAAACAAAUAUUCUAGGUAUUCUUACAACCAGUUUGGUUAUUGGCCUAGUAGCUGGAUGUCGUGGUGAAAAAGUUCGUCCAUUAAUUGAAUUGGCUGAGUCUGUUUCUGAAAUAAUGACUGUAAUCACAGAAGUUAUUAUCAAACUUCUUCCAGUUGCUAUGAUCAGCCUCAUCGGAUAUGCAAUUGGCCGGAUGGAACGAGUUGAAGAGAAUUUCAUCGCUUUAGUCCUAUUCAUUGCAUCAUCGAUUACAUUUCAUACAAUCAUUAUACUUCUGGUUUUACCAUUAUUCAUCUUUAUUACAGUAAGACGAAAUUUAUUUCGUUUCUAUUGUUUUCUAUCAGAACCUGUAUUGACCGCUUUCAGUUCAACUAGUUCCUUAAUUGCUCUGCCACAACUUUUUCGAGUCUGUGAUCGAUAUGGUAUAGAUCCAGAUCUUGUACGUACUGUGGCACCAUUUUUAACAAGUUUCAAUGCCAAUGGAUCUGCUGCAUUUAUUGCAUCUGCAGUUUGUUUUGUAACACAGCUGGCUAGACAACCUUUGAAUGCGGGUCAGUUCAUUGCAGUUGGAUUUUUAUCUGGUAUUAAUGUGAUGGCGUUACCUGCAAUUCCAAGUGCAAGUAUUAUAACCGUCAUCCUUAUAACACGUGCAUUUAAUCUUUCUGAAUCGGCGAUAUCACUUCUCUUCGUUGUCGAAUUUAUUGCUGACCGAUUGCGCACUGUUGUCAAUGUUAUGAGUCAUGCAACUUGUGUUCUAUUUAUUCACUUGAAAUUAAAACAAAACGAUGCCACGCUGAAUUUGAUCAAUUCAUCAAGAAAUCAAGCGGAUUCAUUAAAUCAAAAUGACACAAGUAUAGAUAAUUCAGAAUCGAAUAAUGUUAUCAGUCAUAAUAUUUAUGUAAGUUGACGGUAGAGAUUUUCGCGCCUGCCCUGCCCGUGUUCUCUUCUGUUCUGUUCUAUUCUAUUCUGCUGUGUCCUUCAAUCAUUUACACACACAUAACAAUAUACUGAUUUUUCAUGUUCUUGAAACUUACUACUUAUUUCGUUGUUUUUUAAUGUGAUUUGAGUAGUGUCAUGAAUUAUUACUCAAUAAUUAUUGUAUAUCACAGAGAGAGACUUUUGUCUUCGAUAAUUCCUCUUCUCUCUUAUACAUUUAUAUACAUAAUUUUAUAUUAUUUCUUCUUUCUUUUUUUACUCAAAAUUUGAUAAAUUCUAUGACGACUGUCGGUCUAUAGAGACGGUCAAGUGUGAUAUGUACAACUCACUCACCUGUUCUCCAGAAUCUGUCUGCCUCUCUCUCUCUCUCGUUCUUUCAGUUUCAUUUUCAGUUGUUCAACUCUGUAAAUUGUUUGUGAUACAUAUUUGUGAUAAACACUGACAGUUUUAUUAGUGUGCCGUCACUCACACACACACACACGCCCGCACAUACACUGACGCCCAGACCAUCUUCAUUUGUACAUGUCAGCACUCAUCUCUCUACAUCACAUCGAAUCAAUUUUAAUGAUAUUUAAAAAAAAAAAGUAGAAUAAAAGAGAAAAUUGAUUGAAUUUGUAUUCCUUUUCAUAUAUAUGCCCAUACCAAGUUCACUUUUAACAGUUUGGGAAAAAAUUUGGGCAUUGGGUAUGUAAUAUUCAUUAUAAUAAAGAAUCUUUUUGUAUUUCCCAAUGAAUGAAAAACAAAAUGAUAUUGUUUUUACUGACAUUUCGCUAUUUAGUGGUUAUAUAUAUAUUACAUUCAACCUCUGCAUUUCAGACUUAAUU
Trichobilharzia regenti is the source of this 2441-nucleotide messenger RNA. Lineage: Eukaryota; Metazoa; Platyhelminthes; Trematoda; Strigeidida; Schistosomatidae. The record is from the annotation of a GenBank genome assembly.